Molecule: messenger RNA, 1784 nt
Organism: Daldinia vernicosa
Lineage: Eukaryota; Fungi; Ascomycota; Sordariomycetes; Xylariales; Hypoxylaceae
Product: MFS general substrate transporter
Exons: 3
Coding region: 93-1577 (494 amino acids)
Biological process (GO): transmembrane transport
Cellular component (GO): membrane
Molecular function (GO): transmembrane transporter activity
Source: RefSeq, a predicted model, not a curated record
CUUCAUGAUAACAUCUGAUAUUGCCGUCGUCAACUACUCACCUCUCUACCUUCACCUCUAUCUACAACAUUUUGAUCGAUGAGAUUGGCAAUAUGGAUACUAUAAAUGGAGGUCUAGGCGCCCCAAUACCAGAGACGCGUCGUCGCGCGUAUCCAAAGCCGUCUAUCGUGCCGCUUCUGGUUUUGCUGCUAUUGGUCAAUCUUGGAACUACUCUUUAUCAACUACCGCUAAAUCGGGUCAUCGAGAAACGUCUCUGUCGGGAAUACUACAGCAUUCACGAUCCCUCUAUCAUCGAUCCUGAUGGAAACAUUAGCGAGAGGUAUUGUAAGAGGGAUGAUAUCCAACAGAGCCUAGCUUGGACAACUGGGACUAUGGAAACUUUGUGGAUUGUCGGAGACUUUUUUAUGACUAUUCCUUUGGGGUUCGUAGCUGAGAAGUACGGCCGACGGACCGUCCUCUGGCUCAACCUUAUACCGAGGCUCUUUAUGCUUGCAUGGGCUGUAGUAGUCGGCUAUUUUGAAGAGAGUCUGCCCCUGAAAGCCAUUGUUGCUGGCCCAAGUCUUUCGGUUUUCGGCGGUGACUGCGUUUUUAACUCCAUCAUCUAUGCUCUUGCAGCUAGUUUAACAGACGACAAUGUCUCUAGGGCAACUUAUUUCAGCUGGAUUAACGCUGUAUCAUAUGUGGUAACAUUUGUUGGCCCCGGACUUGCUGGCGCAACUAUGACCUUGAAUCUAUUCCUACCAUUUUUAAUCGGUAUUUGUCUAUUGCUGUUGGCUAUUCCCACAGUAUCACUUCUAGUAGACCCGACACAUAUCUCAACGGCAUCAGAAGAUGAACAACGGCAGCCUCUCAUAUCAUCUCCCAUAUUGAAGGCGCAAGAAACAGAUACUUCCAUCCUAAAACCCGUUGUUGAGCGCAUUCGUACUCUCUAUUCCAUUGUUAAGAGUCACCCAAUGAACCUCAUCCUCUUGCUAGGUAGCUUUUUUCUCACUUCCCUCGCAAGCUCCGAUACCAAGCUUUUACCCCAAUAUAUAUCGAAGAGAUACGAUUGGGAUUUUGCUAAAGCUGGCUACCUCUUAUCCGCAAAGGCUAUCAUGAAUUUUACCCUCCUUACCUUUGUAAUCCCAACCGUUCUGAGGUCCAAAGCCUCCAUUAAUCAGCCCCAAUCCCAGUCUCUUUCCGACAGAGACAACGUUCGCUAUGCCCGAAUCUGCUUAGUCGUCUCUGUCCUGGGUGCAUUGGCCAUCGCUUCCGCAGUUACAAUUUGGCUCUUAUUUCCAUCUCUUCUAUUGUACGCACUCGGAUCCGCGUUACCCGUCUUUACCAUGGGUUUGUUGAAAUCUCGAUCGGUGUCGCCAAAAGAUGAAGAUCAGCUAGCAAAUCCAACCGAUCCAGAAACUCACAUAUUCUCUAUUGUCAUGAUGGUGAAAACCCUCGGUUCUCUGGUAGGGGCACCUUUGAUGGCAACAUUAUGGGUUCGGGGUAUUGCGACAGGCGUUCUAGGUAUCCCUUAUCUAGUAAGUGCGGCUUUGUACCUUACCGCAAUCGCUGUCUUUGCUGGCAUCAGAGUGCUAUGAAUAUUAUAUUAUCAAUAAAAGGAGCACAAUAUCAGAGAUUCGCUAGUUGCCGUCCCAGGAUGUGAUAAGCUCAACAAUUUCUAGCAUAACAAUAGGCCAUUCGCUCCGCAACUUAAUAUCCGUGGCUUUUAUGGCAAUUCAUCACGCAGGGUUUGUUUAAGAUAUUCUAUCCAUCAGCAUCCAGCAAAGUGAGGGUUUAUAUUUCAC